Molecule: messenger RNA, 1167 nt
Organism: Asparagus officinalis (garden asparagus)
Lineage: Eukaryota; Viridiplantae; Streptophyta; Magnoliopsida; Asparagales; Asparagaceae
Product: protein FAR1-RELATED SEQUENCE 5-like
Exons: 1
Coding region: 1-1167 (388 amino acids)
Biological process (GO): regulation of DNA-templated transcription
Source: RefSeq, a predicted model, not a curated record
AUGACUUUCAUAGGAGAGGCGCCAUACGAGGGAAAAGAAUUUGCUACAUUUGAGGAGGCAUACAACUAUUACAAUUCUUAUGCAAAAAAAUGGGCUUUGGAAUCCGCAAGGAAACAGCCGAUAAGUCAAGAAAUUAUUUCUCAAGUUUUUGUUUGCAACAAGGCAGGGAGAAAAAGGUUAUCAGAUAAGAGAGAGUGUGGGAAACUUGUCAAUCGCCGUCCAGAUACUAGAGUGGAUUGUCCCGCAAGAAUGAAGAUUAAGUUGACUUCCUCCAAGACAUGGAUUGUCACGAAGUUUGAGGGAGAGCACCCAACCCAUCUAUUAUCAAGCCCUGAUAAAGUGUGGAAUCAUUAUUCCCACAGGCAAAGGCAUCGCUCGAAGACUUGCAAGAGAAUUAUUCAGAAUUUGAGUGAAGAAGGAAUGGCUCCUUCUACUACUGCUCGAGUGUAUAAUGUUGUGUCUAAGAGUUUUCAUGACGAAUAUAUUACUGCACAACAAUGUAUUGAUCACAUCAGAACUAUUAGGAAGAACAACAUUGGCAAUGAAUGCAUAUCCAUCAUAAAGAAUUUUCAAGAUAGGAAGGAAAUUGAUCUAGAAUUUUACUUUUCCAUAGAGCUGGAUCAGUCGGGGACUAUGAGGAGCGUGUUUUGGGCUGAUGGGAGAUCAAGAUCUUCUUACUUAAGUUUUGGAGAUGUAGUGGUGUUCGACGUCACAUAUAAAACCAAUUAUUUGAGCCUAACGUUUGCUCCAUUCACAGGUGUAAAUCAUCAUCGGCAGUCCAUUCUCUUUGGUUGUGCGUUACUGGCAGAUGAGCAAGAGGAUACCUUUAUUUGGUUGUUCACCCAAUGGCUAAAAUGUAUGCAUGGGGUUGCACCAAAAACAAUUAUAACUGAUCAAGAUGCACAAACAGGAGGAGCUAUCAAACAAGUUUUUCCUAAUACCACUCAUCAUUUUUGUUCUUGGCAUAUUGGCAGACAUAUUGCCGAGCAGCAACUUCCAAUGAAAGCACAAUAUGGAGAUGAGAUUUCUACAUAUUUUGAUAAGUGGUACAGAGCUAGUACUAUUCACCCUUGUGAGGAACGAUGGAAGAUUUUGAAGAAGAAAUUUAAUAUAGAUGAGAAUGUAGAUAGUUGGCUGACAAGGAUGUAUAGAUUGCGUGCACAUUAG